AAUUUCCAUGGCUAGAUCACCCUGGGGUGGCACUACAGUUAGAAACCUUCUCUGUGGAAGGAUAGAGAAGGAGGAGGAAGUUCUCGGUCUGGUUUCUAGGGAGGGAGUUGAAACUGUUCUGCUUCGAAUAGAGUUAUUAAUAGAGGGAGGUUUAGACAAACAGGCAUACAAAGCUGUUGCGGCCGUAGCUAACUCAUUGCUUGCAGAUGAUAUGAUACGUGAAUCGUAUUCCUCCACCUCUCCUCCAGGCUGUAUUGAACGCAUAAUAGAUAUAUUUAUUGCCUCAUGUAUAGCACAACAUAGGGAAACAAGACUUUUUAAAGCGCUGAAGCUGAUCGGAUUAAAUGAUGUGAACAACAUAUUUAUCAAAAGGUUCAGCCAUUAUUUAAAUAACACCACAUACAUACAAGAGAACAAGGAGGAAAAGAAGGAGUAUAAAGAAGAAAAGAAAGAGGAGAACAAUGAGGAAAAGAAAGCGGAGAACGAAGAAAAGAAAGAGGAGAACAAUGAGGAAAAAAAAGCGGAGAACGAAGAAAAGAAAGAGGAGAACAAUGAGGAAAAGAAAGAGGAGAACAAUGAGGAAAAUAAAGCGGAGAACGAGGGAAAGGUAGAAAAGGGAGAGCAAAAAAUCCUCGAAAAUGAUGUUGAAAUGAAGAGCGUAGAGACUGAGGAAAAAGUCCUCGAAAAUGAUGUUGAAAUGAAGAGCCUAGAAACUGAUGACAAGAAUAAAGAAAAUGAACCCAAAGAGAAAACUGAUAUGAUGAAUAAAGAAGAAAAUAAAACAGACGAGGAUAAAGAACAAGGAGAAGAUACAGACGAAUCUGAUCCUGAGAUAUCGGCGGCCAAGUUUCAACUUUUAGAAAAAGGUCGGUGUGAGCGUCUGUUUUCUGUUGAUAUUUGUUUGAAAAGUUUGGAGAAUAUUUUCCAAUGGAGUAUAGCUGGAGCUGCUAUGCGACAAACCAGUGUCAAGCUCCAGGAGUAUCUUAUCAGCUCCUGGUUGUCGAAGUGUUCAGCUAACAAGGAGAGGUUGCUGGAGGAUGUGGAGGCCCUGAUGGAAACCUCGAAACAAACCUCCUUCCUCUACACCCUUGCACACCAACUAUAUAAACAUCUUGGAACAGAACUUGAAACUAAAGUUUUGAGUAUUUUUAUCCGAGCCCUAACCUCGGACAUAAAUGAGAUCGAGGCUGCCAAGAGAAGUAAAACCUCGAAAAACCACAUGGAAGAAAGGCUGGCCCGUGGUUUUGUUUUGCUCAGUGAAGUGGUUGGUGAACGUGUAUCUCUGGCGCGUGAAUGCGUUCUUACUGCGUUCAGUAUAAAACCGGAACUGAGUACCCUUUAAAUACAU
This is a messenger RNA of Eurytemora carolleeae, 1348 nucleotides long. RefSeq names its product reticulocyte-binding protein 2 homolog a. The record is from RefSeq and is a predicted model, not a curated record. The transcript is spliced from 9 exons. Bases 8 to 1342 code for a protein of 444 amino acids. NCBI's taxonomy places the organism in Eukaryota, Metazoa, Arthropoda, Copepoda, Calanoida, Temoridae.